Molecule: messenger RNA, 1260 nt
Organism: Parascedosporium putredinis
Lineage: Eukaryota; Fungi; Ascomycota; Sordariomycetes; Microascales; Microascaceae
Source: the annotation of a GenBank genome assembly
AUGGAAACGUAUUUCGGCCUCGUACGGACACCCGCCGAUGCUAUCAAGCUCUUCGAAGCUUGUAGGUUAGGCGUCUUUCCUCGGGUCCAGCGCAGGUUAUCUGAAAAGGAGAGGCAAUCCAUUCGAUCCGGAUCCGUCUUCGUCUGGGACGAGAGGGAGGCCGGCAUGCGAAGGUGGACGGAUGGCAAGUCGUGGAGCGCGAGCCGAGUUUCUGGCAGCUUCCUAACGUAUCGCGAAAUGGAGGGCAAGCGGGGCGGCGGUUUCAACAGCCAGCGGAAAACGACUGGUAAGACACCAGAGUCAGGCCGGGGUAGCGACGAGGAUCACGACGAUGGCGAGCCCGAGGGCUACAGGUAUAAGGCCGACGGUCUGAUGAAGCAGUCCUUCAGCAUCACCACAUCCACCGGACAGCACUUGCACCUUAUCUCUUACUUUACCAAGUCUCACAGCCAGUCUUCGGACCUCCCGCAGCCAUCCACCGACCCCCAGCUCCGUCACAUUAUGCCGGCCAAGGGGCUUUACCCCGAAUCGAGCUGGAGCGAUUCGACCGCGGCUCCGGCCCUCGCAAGAGCUGCCAUGACGACAGGCCACCAUGCGAGCACUCACUACUCAACUGCUCCCCGUAUGAGCAGUCGCCGCAUCAGGUGGCCCCUCCUCCUCCCCCAGGCAGCUACCCGGCGCAACCUCCUUCGUCUAACAGACUCCCUCCCCGGCGAUGCUGCUCCACCAGCAGCCCCAUCAAUCUCACCUUCCGCCGCAGCCUCAUUAUCCCUCGCCGAUGACCCCCACCACGCUCAGCACUCGCCCCAUACUCCUCACUACCCUCCUACGCCACAAAUGCAAUCGCACAUGUCGCAGGCGCCCCCUCACUUCCCAACCUCGCGGCCCAUGGACUCUCCCGUGGCCCAACAUCUUCAAGCAGCCGCGGCCCAGGCAGUUCUCAACACGGGUGGACUUGCGCCGCACAGCACGACGCCGCCGGCGAGGACUCUCAGCGUCUCGCCUCCCCGAAGUGCCCGCUCUGACACAGCAUCUGCCCAGAACUCUUCGAGCAACACGUCGUACGCCCCCUCGGCCAUGGCGCAGACCCCCAACCUGCCUCCCAACAAGGCUAGCCUUUCGGCUCUAUUGCUUCACCCUUGCCCGCGGCUCCCGAGGGCACGUCUGCGAAUUCCCCGCGUGGGUGGAUGUAUGGAUGGCAAGUCUAUGACUGAGGACGCAAGGGCUCUCAGGGUCCUGGACAGGAAGUUCUGCAUCUAG